Molecule: messenger RNA, 1037 nt
Organism: Onychostoma macrolepis
Lineage: Eukaryota; Metazoa; Chordata; Actinopteri; Cypriniformes; Cyprinidae
Exons: 5
Coding region: 285-908 (207 amino acids)
Source: RefSeq, a predicted model, not a curated record
UCUAUAAAGGCAAGAAUGCCUCAUGCUGGAUACAGGCUGGUAAAAGGAUCUCUACAAGCAAUGGGACAUCGAGUUACAUGGAGAAGAGUGACGAUGUCUUUGCAACGUGUGGAUGGUGCAGGGGUACUUUCAAGGAUGGUCCAGCUGUCAUGCAUCGCAAGACGUACAUACUCUGUUCCUGCUCCUUUGUCUCUUGUCCAUAUAGACACUAAUCACAAGCUGAUAAGAUCUUUUACCUGGAUGUUGCUGGUAAUAACAAAGCCAGAACAGCUUUUGGGUUUUUCAUGGAUGGAGUGGCAAAACAUGGAUGGCCAUCAAGAGUACGAGCAGACCAAGGGGUGGAGAAUGUAGACAUUGCUCGGUGCAUGUUUACUGUGCGAGGAACUGGCCGUGGCAGCUUUAUUGCUGGCAAAAGUGUGCAUAACCAGAGAGUGGAACGGCUAUGGAGAGAUGUUUGGACUGCAGUAACAUCUUGCUACUACAAUGUGCUCCACAGCUUGGAAGAGGAGGGAUUCGUUGACCUGUCCAAUGCUGUUCACCUUUUCUGUGUGGGCUUUGUUUUCAUCCCCAGAAUACGCAAUGAUUUGCAGCAUUUCACAGAGAUGUGGAACAAUCAUCCGCUGCGAACGGAGGGAAAUUUGUCACCCAAUCAGCUUUGGAAUAUUGGGAUGUUGCAAGCACCUGUGUCAGAGCCUGAUUUUGCAGAGAUCUUACAAGCUGAGGACUUCCAGAAUCCACAGACUGUUGACUCUGAGCAUGGAGUCAUUGUCCCAGAGAUACCUUGCCCCUUGUCACCUGAAGAUCUUGCUACUCUACAGAAUCAAGUGAACCCCGCUGCUGAGUCCACUUGUUUUGGUUAUGACAUCUACUUACAAGCACGUGAAUUAGCUUUAAAUUUAAUGUCUUAAAUCAGGGGUGUCAAACUCAGUUCCUGGAGGUCGCAGCCCUGCAGAGUUUUGUUCCAACACACAAAGCAUGUAGUUUUCAAAUAAGCCUGAAGGACUUAAUUAGUUGGAUCAGGUUUGUUUUAAAUGUGA